Molecule: messenger RNA, 1675 nt
Organism: Emericellopsis atlantica
Lineage: Eukaryota; Fungi; Ascomycota; Sordariomycetes; Hypocreales; Bionectriaceae
Product: Adenylylsulfate kinase-domain-containing protein
Exons: 3
Coding region: 254-1675 (473 amino acids)
Biological process (GO): sulfate assimilation
Molecular function (GO): adenylylsulfate kinase activity; ATP binding
Source: RefSeq, a predicted model, not a curated record
ACGCAUGAAGAAGCCUCACAUUGGCGUGGAGGCCAUCGUCGGCUCAGCGGAAUGACCCAAGUGCCGAAGUUCCUCUUACAUGCAUAAGCUGCCGGGAUUCAUGUAUGUAUGCGAGGACCCUGGACCUCGGUGACUUGAGUUGAGGAAUCAGACUUCCACUAGCAUCGCAGUUCCAAUUGCAUAGACUUUACGCCAGGAACAAGCCCGUCACUCUUUUGGUUGAUUCUUUUCGUACUCUCGAACCUGCACAGCCAUGUUCGCGCAGCAUGCCGGGCGCACAGCGCGUCGCCUGGGCCAGACAAAGUGGCGCGCCGUCCAAAGACGAGGCUACGCAGCCGAGACGACAUCAUCAAAUAAACCACCUGGCGGCGCGGGUAGUCGCGCAGCCAAGUUUCUCCUGACAGGCUUCGCAUUCUCGACCUUGGGCGCAGCCGCAACAUGGCAAGCCAUGAGCUCGCGCGGCAUGGGUUUCUACUCGGACGAGGACAGCCUGAAAAAGUACACGCCGGAAGAAGCCGACCUCGAAGCCAAGAACGCCGAGCAAGUCAUCAACACACACCCUCUCGUCACGUCGUUACGAGCGCGCUCCGAUCUCACAGAGUCCAGGCCGCACAUGAAGAUGCCGGGCCAGUACCGCGCCAAGAGCCUCACAGGAGGCGCGCUGCUGGGCCCAGGCAGGGUCUCUGUGCCGCCGUACGCAUGGAACGACGAGCACGGCAAGGAGAUGGUCGCUCUGUUCCACGUGGGCGAGGACGUCUGCGGACACCCAGGCAUCGUGCACGGCGGGCUGAUCGCGACCAUACUGGACGAGGGUCUGGGCCGCUGCUGCUUCAAGAGUCUGCCUCACAACAUUGCCGUGACGGCGAACCUAAACAUAAACUAUCGCAAACCCACACCGGCGAGCACGUUCCUGGUCCUCAAGGCGGAGACGUACAAGGUAGAAGGUCGCAAGGCCUGGGUCAGGGGCCGUCUGGAGCAGCUGGCUGCGCCAGGCGAGAAGCCCAUUGUGUUUGCCGAGGCGGAGGCCCUCUUCAUCUCGCCCAAAUAUGCUGCGCCCAGCAACAUCACCUGGCACCCUUCCCUCAAGCGCACUGAGCGCAACGAGCUCCGCAAGCAGCAGGGCAUCACCCUCUGGCUCACCGGCCUCUCCGCCUCGGGCAAGUCGACCGUCGCCACCGCCCUCGAGCAGCACCUCCUCCACCUCGGUGUCGCCGCCUACCGUCUCGACGGCGACAAUGUGCGCUUCGGCCUGAACAAGGACCUGGGCUUCUCCGAGAAGGACCGCAACGAGAACAUCCGCCGCAUCUCCGAGGUCGCCAAGCUCUUUGCCGACUCGUCCACCAUUGCCAUCACCAGCUUCAUCUCGCCCUACCGGGCCGACCGUGACCUCGCCAGGGAGCUGCACGCCCAGACCACCGCCGGCGACGAGACCCCCCUGCCCUUUGUCGAGGUCUACGUCGACGUGCCCCUCGAGGUCGCCGAGCAGCGUGACCCCAAGGGCCUCUACAAGAAGGCCCGCGCCGGCGAGAUCAAGGACUUUACCGGCAUCUCGGCCCCCUACGAGGAGCCCCUGAACCCAGAGAUCACCAUCAAGACCCACGAGAACUCGGUCGAGGAGUGCGUGGCCCAAAUCACCAGCUGGCUGGCCGACAAGGGCUACAUCAAGUCCGCCUAA